Syngnathus typhle (broad-nosed pipefish) is the source of this 3924-nucleotide messenger RNA. It is a transcript of the gene lpp, whose product is annotated as LIM domain containing preferred translocation partner in lipoma. Gene Ontology annotation, biological process: cell-cell adhesion. The record is from RefSeq and is a predicted model, not a curated record. NCBI's taxonomy places the organism in Eukaryota, Metazoa, Chordata, Actinopteri, Syngnathiformes, Syngnathidae. The transcript is spliced from 14 exons. Gene Ontology annotation, cellular component: stress fiber; focal adhesion. Bases 710 to 2341 code for a protein of 543 amino acids.
CGUCACAGCUUCAACCGUCAGGUAAACGUGCGUCUGGGUAAACCAGCCGGUUGUCAGCACAAUUCAUCCACGUGGAAGUCACGGACGCCGGCACAUUGCGCGGAAUGAGGCCGGCGUACAGUCACAUCCAGAAAACUCCAAACGGUCGUACACAGAACCCGAAUGCAACGUCGUUUGACUCGAGUCGUGAAUCAAACGGGGCCGCCUCUGAUUCCUGGAAACUGUUGAUUUGGUGGAAGCCAGUGCGAGUUGAAUCGUCGACGAUUUGAAAGACAAACAUACUUCCACUUUAGAAAAGAGGGCGUCGGCGCUGAGCUGGCCGGGUGACGGUGCGAAGAAGCGGGGUGUCCCUGCUGGCUGUCCCCGCUGGCCUGCUGCCUUACAUGGGCAAACCUCAGCUUGGAAUUUCACCGCGUGACGUCACCGGCCACAAAACUCUCCCAUAAUUGAGGAUCAAGAAGUUUGGGCUGUUUUUUUCCCCGAGGAUUCUGACCGUCUUGCUAUCUUUUUGAUUUCCUCGAAAGCCCCAACUAAAAGUUUCUCCAUAUUUGGAAAUGUUUGCCUCCUUGCGAUGCUCGACAGCGAUCGGCAGAGAAGGGGAUGUGAGUCACUUGGGCUGCACACGACUCGCUCCGCCAUUCCUUUCCCUGAUCCAAAGCAAUCGUGCCGCAUUGUGUAAUAACUCGCCUGGUGUUAAAAGUUUGGAAGCAUGUGGAACGCAGGCAACAGUGGCGACGACGGUCAGGUGACCGCCAGGAUGGAGACCACGCCGUCGCCGGGUAGCGCCAGCAUCUCCGUGUCGCAGCAGCAGGUGCCCAAAAAGUUUGCCCCGGUGGUGGCGCCAAAGCCCAAGUUCAACCCGUACAAGAACGCCACCGACACCGAUCCUGCAGCCGACUACCCUCCUCCGCCGCCUGCCGCUGAUUCAAUCCGCUCUCCGCCGUCGUCGGCCGCUUCCUACCCGCCUCCUCCGCCCGCCAACUCGUACGAAUAUCAGACGAGAGGACCCGAGAAAACUCUGGAGGAGCGACGCUCUAGUUUAGAUGCCGAGAUCGACUCUCUCACCAGCAUCUUGGCCGACCUGGAGAGCAGUUCGCCGUACAAGCCGCGAAACACUCAGACCCUCGGUCCAUCUUCAGUGUCCACCCCCAGUGCCCCGGUGACAGGCUACAAGCGAAUGGUCAUCCCCAAUCAGCCACCUCUGACCGCCACCAAGAAGUCCACGCCUAAAGCCCAGCACCCGGGCAGCGGCUUCUCCACGUUGCCGGCGAAGCUCCAGCCCGUGGCGGCCUCCUACGCCACCGCCUCCACGCCCAGCCAGCCCACCUUCAACGUCCAGGUGCGGGCAGCCCAGCCCAGCCCUCAGCACCCUACCAGCGGCGGGCAGCACUUUGGCGGGGGCCAGCAGCCAGCGCGCAGCCCCACCCAGGUGCAAUACACGCCGGCCCAGGCCAAAGGGCCCGACUUUGCCUACGGGCCGCCCCAGCCGGGCUUCUCCCCGGGCGCUUAUCAGGAUCAGCAGGCCUACAGGAGAACCGAUCCUCAGCCCUACCAGGCGGCGGGCCCCAAGAAGACCUACAUCACUGACGUGCCUCAGAGCCUGGACCUGUACACUUCUGGGCCGGCCGUUCCACCCAAGAGCGGCGGCGGACCCCCUGCUGCCCACCCCGAGGACGAACUGGAGCGCCUGACCAAAAAGAUGCUCUUUGACAUGGACCACCCUCCGUCCGAGGAAUACUUUGGGCGCUGCGCCAGCUGUGGGGAGAACGUGGUGGGUGAGGGCACCGGCUGCACGGCCAUGGAUCAGGUCUUCCACGUGGACUGCUUCGUGUGCAUGACCUGCAGCGGCAAGCUGCGCGGCAAACCCUUCUACGCCGUCGACAAGAAGGCCUACUGCGAGCCCUGCUAUGUGAACACGCUGGAGACAUGCAGCAUGUGCAGCAAGCCCAUCAUGGAGCGCAUCUUGAGGGCCACGGGAAAGGCUUACCACCCUCACUGCUUCACCUGCGUGGUCUGCAAGCGCAGUUUGGACGGCGUGCCCUUCACCGUCGACGCCUCCAAUCACAUCCACUGCAUACACGACUUCCACAGGAAGUUUGCACCCCGCUGCUGCGUGUGUUCUGAACCAAUCAUGCCCGCUCCCGGUCAGGAGGAGACGGUUCGUAUCGUGGCUCUGGACAGAGACUUCCACGUCCACUGUUACCGCUGUGAGGACUGCGGCUCUCUGCUUUCUGAGGGUGACAACCAGGGCUGUUACCCUCUGGAUGGACACGUCCUGUGCAAGAACUGUAACACGGGACGCAUCCAGGCGCUCUCCGCCAAGGCCACCACUGACCUCUGAGCAGCCGAACUAUUCUUUCCCGCUCAUUUCGUGCUCGCUUAACUCCGCUUCCUUCUUUGACUCAAUAGCACACACGUUUCUUCUUGCGCGCUUGGAUAAAUAUUAUAGUUAUUACAUUGUUUUACGAUGAGCAUCACGGUAUAUAAUACGGUUAGUCCAUCUCGGCAUCAAUUUGGCUAACUGGUAAAUGAAUUAAGUUUGACUCACCAGGCUAGACUAAUCAGUGACUAGCUGCGAACACGGCUUAGUAGAAACUAAAAUGACCUAAAAUACCUAGUAGCCAUUAGCCAAACAUUUACGCCGGGAAUAAUAUCGAUUUCGAUUCCCAACAACGUGCUAGCAAAUUUUUAACAUUUAUCGCUUUGAUGCUAAGCUACUUUACUCAGUGACAAGCUGUGGACAUUUUGUGAUUGACGCUAUCAUUAGCCUAGCGUAACAUAAAAACAACUAACUGUGAGACAAACUAAACUAGGUCAAUCGGCUGAAAGACAUGAACAUUUGCCAUUUGUGACCAUUCCAGCAUUUUCUUUAUCUUGUUUACAGAUCAAAAUCAUGCUAACACUCACAGCGUGGCAUUGUAGCCUUUAUGAGCAAUUAUCCCUCCUAUGCAGAAAGAAUAUGAAGUUUUCGCUUGUGUUAUCGAACAUUUGCCACUUACAUGGCUAAUGUCAGUCGCAUUGACACUUUAUCAGAAAUUUUCUGAGUUGAAUCUUUUUUUUUUUUAACGAGUACAGAGCAGCGCAUUCUCAUCGUUAUCUUUCUAACACUGUCGGUACGCCGCCGCCUAACGCUACCAACCGCGUGUGCAGUUGUCAGUAUUUUGUCCGACUUUUCGUUUCCAGCGUUUAUAUUAAGCAAGGUGGCCAUUUUCUUUUUACAUCAUAAUAGAAGCUACACGUAACCUAACUUGAUCAUCAAGAUAGCUUACAGACAGCGUUCUAGUUCGAUUCCUAAGUAUACGACACUCUUGCGGAUUCCUUUAUGCUGAGCUUGGCUAUUUUCGCAACAAGAUGCAGACAUUUCACGUGUACAACAAGCCAGCAGAAUUUUUUUUGGACCAAGUUUGAAGCUGCCGUUAGUAUAGAUUAGCAUGAAGACGGCUAAUUGGGGGAGCGUUGUAGUUUAACUACCAAGUGUACGACACUCUCGUCCAGUCUUACCGUUGCUCGCUAUUGUGCUCAUCUUAAUUAGCAUAGAAAUAGCUAAGAGAGGAUUGUAAUUUUCAGAAAUAUUUUUCGGGGGGCAUUCCCAAGUGUAUGACACGCUUGCAGAUCGUUAUCAUUUCCUGUUAUUAUGCUAAGGUAGUCUAAAUUUAUGACGCUAGCGCUAAAUGGUCGGCACAGAAUAAACAAGGUAAAGCGAUUAUAUUUUUUAAAAUUUAACGUAAAUGGUCAUUUUAUUUGCGGUUGUGUUGUUAGCUUGCUGUCUUUUUGUUUCAAAAAAAGUGCCUUUGCCCCUUUGUGACCAAAGUAAACAAACAAGAUAGCCACCUGACACGCAACCAUACUGUAUGUUCGAUUUUUUUUUCCAGUAAUAAUAAAAUAAUGCAACGGCACCCACUCUGUCGUUGUCGUUGUUGGCUA